AUGGCCCCCUCACAGAGCUGCCGCAGUCUGCGCACCAGCACAAGCAGCAGCGCUGGAGUGGACCUGGCCACCUCAGGAGAGACAAUAAUUCAAGACACAUCAGUUGUGCUUAUUCCAACAGGCAUAUAUGGCCCACUCGGGUAUGGAAAGGCAGCAUUGUUAAUUGGAUGUUGCUCUACAAAGAUAAGGGGUCUUUUUGUGCUGCCAGGGGUCAUAGAUGCUGACUUUGAAGGAGAAACUAAAAUAAUGGUGUGGACUUCAGUGCCACCAUGUACAAUACCAGGAGGAAGCCGAAUCGCACAAUUAAUAUAUUUUUCACCCCAGUCACUGGGUGCCAUCCACACCGUGCAGGGCUCAGAAUGUUUUGGAUCUACAGGGAUGCCUGAAAUUUAUUGGACUCAACAAUUAACUGUGGACUGA
Molecule: messenger RNA, 420 nt
Organism: Melopsittacus undulatus (budgerigar)
Lineage: Eukaryota; Metazoa; Chordata; Aves; Psittaciformes; Psittaculidae
Product: deoxyuridine 5'-triphosphate nucleotidohydrolase-like
Exons: 1
Coding region: 1-420 (139 amino acids)
Source: RefSeq, a predicted model, not a curated record